Messenger RNA from Marasmius oreades (fairy-ring Marasmius), 1724 nucleotides. RefSeq lists its product as uncharacterized. Lineage: Eukaryota; Fungi; Basidiomycota; Agaricomycetes; Agaricales; Marasmiaceae. Gene Ontology annotation, biological process: transmembrane transport. The transcript is spliced from 9 exons. Gene Ontology annotation, molecular function: transmembrane transporter activity. The record is from RefSeq and is a predicted model, not a curated record. The coding region runs from base 188 to 1669 and encodes 493 amino acids.
UGUUGAACCACAUCGUCCUUCCCUUCUCCCUCAACUGCUUUUCUAGUGGCACUCAUCUAACCCCGGUUGCCUUACGCACGUUUCUCACGGGAACAUAGCAUCAAGGACACCUUCUACUGCCAGUGGUACUUAUGAGUCAAUAUUCAGCUACAGCGUCAAAACAAUAUCAUUGACUCAUUAUUGUCUCAUGUCCAUGUCGAACGAUAACGAAUCAUCGAUAUCCAGCUCUCCUGAAGCAUCACCAUCACCACCACCUUCCGUUGCCGUGACGCCCCUGCCAAAACUUCAAAUCCUAUUUGCACUUCUGAUUCAAGGCGUCGAGCCAAUCACUGCAGGAGUUAUCUACCCGUUCAUCCCGGAGCUUAUCGAAAGGACUGGCGUAACGGGAGGGGACGAAACCAAGAUAGGGUAUUAUGCGGGGAUUAUAGAAUCCUUGUUCUUCCUCUCCGAAAGCCUGGUUGUCGCUAUAUGGGGCCGCGCAUCCGACUCGUAUGGGCGAAAGCCGGUCUUGCUCCUCGGACCACUUGGCCUCGCGUUCGCAAUGCUGGGGUUUGGGUUGUCAAAGACGUUUUGGCCCCUCGUAGUGUUCAGAUGCGCCCAGGGGAUGUUCAACGGAAACAUCGGGGUGUCUAAAACUGUUCUUGCGGAGCUGACGGACGAGACUAACAGGGUGGACGCGUUCGCCCUCAUCUCGGUUGCAUGGACAUCGGGCGCAACGUUAGGACCCGCUAUUGGAGGUAUGUUCGCCAAUCCCGCGACACGAUGGCCUGAUGUGUUCGGGAACUUGUGGCUCUUUAUCGACUAUCCGUACUUCCUGCCUUUGGCUAUUGCCGGCCUCCUUUCAUUGGUGGCGUUUGUCUUGGCAUUACUUGGGUUAAAGGAGACUCACCCGCACUUUAAAACGAAACGUGAUCGUGAUCGGAAAUCUGGAGAAAAUAGAGCUUUGCUUGCCGAAAACAAUACUGAAAACGGCUAUGGAACCGUAUCAACUGAGUCGGUCGCGACACGGCCUGAGGAUGGCCUCCCUCAACGGCCCUCGUAUCGGUCGCUUCUAACACCUGAACUCAAAAUCGCCUUCACCUGUCAAGGUUUCCUAGCUCUGUCAGACAUAAGCCAUGUGGUCCUCAUCCCCCUCAUCUACUCCGCUUCAACCAAGUUGGGAGGGCUAGGAUUUGCACCCUCACGUAUCGGAACGAUUCUAGGCGUUUUCAUGGUCUGCAAUGCUCUCAACUCAGUCACGUUGGGCAAGCGGCUAGUGAAAAAAUUCGGUGCUCGUACGAUGUUUAUUGUAGCAUACGCGAGUUUCUUGGGUGAUUUUUUGGGAUUGAUGAUAUUACGGGUGAUGGUCAGACGAGCGGGGCGUGUUACUACGGCUGUGUGGGUUGUUGUUGUCUUACAGCAGGCGAUGGCGUUGUUGGUUAGUACGGCUUACACUCCGUUGGCGAUUAUAUACGUGGAAAAUGCGCCGGCGGGUACACUUGGGACUGUGAACGGACUUGCACAGAUGAUCGCGUCUGGAACGAGAGCGGUUGGACCAGCGUUUGCGUCUUCUCUGUUCGCUCUGUCGUUGCAGUCGGGGCUUUUGGAUGGAUAUUUUGUGUAUGUUGUACUGAUGGGAGUCACUCUGCUUGGAUUGUGGUUUGCGUUUCGUCUUCCGCAUGCAAAAUAGGAGUUUUCGAACUUGUAAUUGCGAUUACCCCGCUUGCUUCGAGAAGUCCUUUCCC